Grosmannia clavigera kw1407 is the source of this 1299-nucleotide messenger RNA. RefSeq lists its product as uncharacterized. Lineage: Eukaryota; Fungi; Ascomycota; Sordariomycetes; Ophiostomatales; Ophiostomataceae. The coding region runs from base 1 to 1299 and encodes 432 amino acids. The record is from RefSeq and is a predicted model, not a curated record. The transcript has a single exon.
AUGAAGGUGACGUUCUUCGGACGGCGGUCGAUCCAGUGGGUUCCUACCCCCGAGGAGUUCAACGCAUUAGUCGGCGCUGGUCAUGGAAAUCUCAACGUUGAGGUUGGUGCAGCCCUUGGGGAUAUCAACGCUGUCCUCCAUAAUUUCAACGCCGAGAUCAACAUUGCACCAUUGGCAGAUCCGCGAUUUCUCGACUAUUUGCGGGACGAAAUCAACAAGCCAAUCCAAGAACCGCAAAACCUAUCGCCGACGGCCCGUAUAGAGAAACGAAUGUGGUCUUUGGCCAUUCUAAACAUUGCGCUCGACCCAACAGCAUCGAUUUUGACAGCCACGCCAGAACCUUACAUACUACGUUUUCCAUAUGAGGUGGUUCUUUACGGCCUGAUUGGCACGCUAUCCGCUCACACCUCUGCGUGGCUCAUUGGACGCGGUGGCAGGGGACCACCCAGAGAAUAUGCCGACGUCAAAGCUCAAAGGGAGGUGCCUACGUUCUACAACAAUCGCUGUCUUUUGACAGGUACGAUGAAGCCGCAAGGUGCACAUAUCAUUCCUGUUCGAGCAAAAGCAGUCAACCGUAUGGAUACUUGGAACACAUUGAGUAUGUUCUGGCCAUUGCCUGAAGUUGAAACCCUGGACUUGCACGGUCGCGAGAGGGAAAACAUCCUCCCGUUGACGCACACAGUUCAUGAUAUGUGGGACUCUUUCCAUUUUGGAAUCCGUCCCAUUGAGCAUCCAACCAACCCCCAGCACCACCUUUACAUCCAAAUGGUAUGGCUUAUUGACAUGAAUGGUGACCGCGUGGAAUCCGACUGGAGUCACGCCGGCUUUGGCAGCGCCAGUGACUACCGGCGCGGCAGCACUCCCAACUUCCCUGCCGUACAGCACGGUGACGUCUACGAGCUAGAGACGGAUAAUCCGACCACGGAACCACUUCCGAGCUUGCAUUUCUUGCAUAUACAGUAUGCCAUCCAUAAAAUCAUGGCAGGAAUCAGGGCCGCUGGAUCGCUCAGGGAGCUCUUCAACGACGAUCCGCCUUCGGACGUGGGAGGCUACGGUGCUCGUGUCGACAAUAUCGAUGACAUAAACGACAUUGCUGAUAUUGACGUGCCACCGAUGUGGCAGCCGAUCCUGGAGGCAGCCGUGAAUGCUGGCGUCCUGACCAAAGAAAAGGCACUUCUUUGGGGCAAAGCCUUUUCGAAAGAGGCCAAGGACAAGGCAGAAGCAGACGCGGAGGCAGAGGCAGAGCUAGCUAAUUUGGGAGAUAACAAGGAAGCCAACGUACCUCAGAUAGACCCUUAG